This is a messenger RNA of Aethina tumida (small hive beetle), 5051 nucleotides long. RefSeq names its product pleckstrin homology domain-containing family G member 5. Gene Ontology annotation, molecular function: guanyl-nucleotide exchange factor activity. Gene Ontology annotation, cellular component: endocytic vesicle; axon; plasma membrane. Bases 258 to 4325 code for a protein of 1355 amino acids. The transcript is spliced from 21 exons. Gene Ontology annotation, biological process: Rho protein signal transduction; endothelial cell migration. Lineage: Eukaryota; Metazoa; Arthropoda; Insecta; Coleoptera; Nitidulidae. The record is from RefSeq and is a predicted model, not a curated record.
CACUUGUAAUAAUAAUUUAUUAUUAAGCCGGGUCGGCUCGGAAAUAAGUAUCACCAGUUGCGAACACUCGUUUCGUCGCGACGCGUCGCUCGUUCAACCGACUGACUGACGCACGCCGACCGUGCUUUUCCUUCCUUCCUUCCUUUCCUUCCUUUCCUUCUGUUUUUCUUGCGACUUUGUAGUUCUGGUGCAGUGCCCAAAAUGGAUGUGAAGUGUUUGGUGUCGUCGUUGUCGUCGUUGGCGUCGUCCAGUAUUCGAUGUUCAGUGUAGGAAGAGGAGAAGAAGAGCGGCGGUGUAACAAGAUGGUCCCUGAGGAAUAUGAGGAUGCGAGUGAAGAAGCAAACAUGAAAAUUUCACACGAAAAUGCGAAGGGCUGCGAAACGGAGUCGCCAUCCGACUUCAUUAGAAGCAUGUUGUGGCAAAUCGUGAACGACGCCGUCGAGAGCAGUUCGGAAGUGAAGAGACGCAACUCUGUGAUGGACCAGAUCGAAGUCGACAAACGAAAAACGCACAGAGAGACGAGUCUGUUCGGCGAUGACGCGGUGUGCGAAGUGUUCAAUCCGAGGAUACAUCGCAGGACAGUCAGUGAAUGCGUCGCCGAUGAGGGCGACAAACAGCCCUUCAAGAGUUCCUCGAACGUUCUCGGCAAGAAAAUCAAAGAGGCCAACAGGAAGAAAAAGUUCUCGUUGACCACGUUCCUGGGGAAGAAAGCAGCGAAGGACGUGGACAACAGCCAUUCGGAGACGUACGACAGAUUCGAGUCGUUACCGCCGUCCGAACACAAACUGAAAAAGUCCGUGUCUGCUUUGGAACUUACCACCAGGAAGCCGCAGAGGAGCAACUCCUUCAUUAAAAAAGUGUUGAAUUUGGGCGAAGAGUCGACCAACUUCCUGAAACGGUCGUUGAGCGUUCGAGACGUGACCAAGAAAAAGGAGUCGAGCAGAAAGACGUCCGAAUCGGGCGAUCAAAAGUGGAAACAGUCGCUGCAAUCUUUGGUGGAGAUGGACGUGAGCAUCAGCUACAACGACCUCAGUUUCAUCAACUACAAUCCGCUGAACGACAUCAGCUACGAGAACGAAGACCGAACCGAAGAUGACGAUCGGACGAUGACGACGCAAAAGUUUGAGAGGUUCGAGGAAAACAACAAAUUCAUCGGACGCACACAAAGCAUGUAUGUCAAAGGUUCGCCCGAAUUGCAAAGACCUUCUUACCAACGGAUGUUGUCCGCUUCUUCGGGGGAUUACCGGUCAGAUGUGCUCAACUUAUCGGAACAGUCGGGUGCGACAUCGCUGCCGACGUUGUGUCACUUGAACAUCCAAGAAAAGGAGACGCUUUCCAGUCAGGAUCCCACUCAGACGACUCAGCGACUGUUCCAGAGGAGGAAUCAAAGCAUCACGUCCGAAGACGGCUGCAGAGGAAGGUCUUCGGGAAGUUUUCGGUCGGCGUCCGGCGGAUGUGCGAAACUGAAGAGACAACAUGCGACCCGACAAAAGACCAGGGCGUCCUUGAACAUCGAGAACCGAAGGACACAACAUGUGGACCAACAAUCCGGAUCCACGGUUCGCUCCCGAUCGCUGAACCACUUGGACACGCUGGAGAUGCGACAGAGCGUGGUUCCGACGUCGGAGGGGGCGACGCUGAAGGACUCGCGCUCCGAGCCGGACUGCACGAGGUCCGUCGUGCCGCCGACGUCGCCCCACGACCACAGACCGUCCACGCCGACCAACGAACCCCAAACGCAGCCCGUCAACCGGAGACACAUGCUGAUUCGGUCGCAGAGAUCGAGUAGCGAAUGUUUCUACGUGACAUUCGAAACUGGAGAAUCGAAUGAAGAUUGGCAUAACGAAUCGCCUUUUCCCGCACAACGAGGAUUCACCUUGCAGGAUCAAAUUUCAGGUGUUCACAACAUCGAUUUCGCAAACAGCGAAGCCCGCUUAAUCGACAAGGAGAACAACAAAGAAACAAUAAUAUCGUUCAACGAAGAUAGCGCCAACUUACUCGGCAAACACAUCAGAAUCAUACAGAGAGAGUCGACCAAUAAAAAAGGGUCGGGGGGUUCGUUUUACGGCAACCACUCGAGAAAGCAAUCGGGGAGUUAUCGAUUUCGGACGAGCAGCACUGAAGAUUCGACGGCGUAUUCGUCCCACGACGCGGACAUCAGCAAGAAACAAAUCAAAACCAGGUUCACCGCCUUUUUCGGAAACCCCAAGGAUUCCCGCAUGGAAGCUCUCGUGGACCAGUUGGACAAGUACACGAAACUGGGAAUUCCUUCAAAUCAAAACUACAAACAGGGACAGUGCGAAUCGAUCGACGCUCUCUACAAACUGGAGGACGAUUGGAAGGACAUCGUCGAAUAUUCCGACCUGAACGAAAAACAGAGGCAGCAACAAACGGUCCUGUGGGAACUGAUCACAACGGAAGUGGCCUACAUCAAAAUGCUGAAGGUCGUAACCGAUUUGUUUCUGGCCUGCCUCAUCGAUCUGCAGUCGAAGAACCUGCUCAAGGAAAUCGACACGGCCAAACUGUUUUCGAACAUCACGGACAUUCUGAACGCGAACGUCAUGUUCUGGCGCAACACCCUGUUCCCGCUGGUCCGCACGAUGAGGCAGUACAAGAGGCCGCCCUGCAUCGAAACCAUGGCCGAGGGUUUCUCGCAGAUCAAGGACAUCUUCCAACCCUAUCAGCACUACUGCAUCGAGCAGGCCAGAUGUCAGCACUACUGCAGGGAGAAUCUGAACAACGACUUUUUCGUCACGUACCUCGGAUGGUGCGAGAGCCAGAAAGACUGCAAUAGAUUACGACUAAUGGACAUAUUAGUGCAACCUAUGCAAAGACUGACCAAGUACGGUUUACUGCUGAAGGCCGUACUGAAAAACACCGACGAGGACGUGGAACGGGAAGCUUUGUCCGCCAUGAUCAAGAUGGUCGACGACUUUGUUUAUCGAGUCAAUUCGAACAUCAGAGUUCGACAAGACAGUGAGAGGCUGAAAGGAAUCAUCGCCAGAAUAGAGAGCUACGACAUUGUGGAAUCCAAGGACGAAGAUAUCGACAAACUACUGAAACAGAACAAGACUUUGAUGCAAUUGGAUUUGCGUCGACCGAUGAUUAAUUGUCCUCCAGAGAGGAAGAGACACCUGCUAAGAGAAGGAGAUUUGAAACUGAAAGACAACUUGACGUCAAAGAUGGAGGUGCACUGCUUCCUCUUAACCGACAUGCUGCUGAUCUGCAAACCCUCGACGAAAAAGGGCGGCGCUACGGUGAAAGUUAUUCGACAACCUUACUUGGUCGACAGACUGGAAGUUCACAGACUGGAACGCGAAACGCCGAGUUUGUGUGUCGUUUACAAAAACGAAUUCGACAUGGCUGUGGCUGUUUUCAUCUUGCAAAGCAACGAUCCCAAAAUAAUCAAGUCUUGGAAGGAUGGAAUUGAAGAAGCAAGGAAAUUGUACGCGCAGGCGAAACAGAUAAAGCACGCCGGUUCGUUGCUCUAUCAGAGUUUCGACGACAACGUUUCCGACGACGCGGAGUACUAUCACAGUCAGUACAUCAUUCCCAAAUCGCCUUUGCCCUCUUCGUCCCGUGCGAGCAGAGUCUCCAGUCUUGCACACAGUCACAGCGGUUCCGUCGAGAUGAACGACCAGUCUUCGAUUGGCUCGACCCGAGACGCCUCCCGAGGAGUGUCGGUCGAAAACGACAACCGCACCGCAUCCAUUUCUUCGGACGAAGGCGUACAACCCCUGCCCCCCGACAAAAGUCCCGUAACCCAACAGAAAGCGUCCUCGUUCAAGAACCGCCUGUUUCCCAAAACCCCAAACACUCUGUCUGUCCAACCGUACGGCAGUUUGGGUCAAAGUCUCCCAAAUCUCACGUUGGGAUCACCGAACCUGUCGCUAAGUCCACAGAACACGCUCUCGGUGCCGGGCAAGAACGGAGGCGGACAUCUGCUGAGUCCCACACACAGAGGAAUAUCGUAUCCGCCACCGUCCCCGACCAGGGGCAACCUGAGACGCAGUCUGGCCAUUUCGCAAAACAAAAAUCCUCCUCUAAUUAAAACGAGACAGGUCAAUUCUGCAUCGAGUGCGAGUCAAUUGGCACCGGCCAGUCUCGACUUCGACGUACCUGUUAUCGCAGCAACCGACGAACCUUUCGAGUCAUUUAGUAGAGGUCAUCAUAGGCAAGCGAUGAAGAGGACCUUUCGAUAUCAUACCGCCGGAAUCGUCGACGAUAUCAAGAAAAAUGAUAGCAGAGACGCGAGCAUCCACAAAAGGUUGUCGUGGAACUGCAGCAGUCAGGAGCAGCGACAGCCGAACGAGGACCAGACUUAGCAUACAAUAAUCAAUCCCCUUGUGUCUUGUUUAGUGAUUUACUAUCUAGUUUCCGCCCUGAUCGAGCUCCGGGCUUUGUUGGACUCGAUCCAGGAACUCUUGUGAAUUUCCCUAACAAAAUUUAUAAAAAAUAUUGCUGCGCGACAAAGAUCUCCUCUUAUUAAUAGUUUACAAUGGGGUGGACCAAAACAUUCCCCCGAAAACAUUCCGGCGAUCAAACGCGCAUUGUACCUAAUCAAAAUAAUAAUAUGAAUAAUAAGAAUAAGAAUAAGAAGAAAAAAGAAACAAACAUAAAAAUUGUGAGGCCUAAUUUUUUUACAGAAAAAUUAGAUAAAAUAAAAUAAUUAAUAAUAAAAAAAACAUUAGGUUAGUUGGUCUAGAAGCUUUAGAGGCGGCGGAGGCGGCGGCGAACGACGAACGACACGCGGCCAAUCCGUCGACGGCAUUUGUGCACUUGUUUUUUUAGCCGUCGGCCGAGUGACGAGACGAGUCACGUCGUGACGCACACCUAAUCAAAACGAACGUUACGCCACGUUCCAUUUGUAUAUUUCAAAGCCCCAAACAAACAAACAAACAAACAACCUUACAAACAGUACAAUUUUAUAUUUUUGGUAUAAUUUAUUUUUUGUUGUUGUUCGAGAAUGAAUAUUUAUUUAUGAUUAUACACAAAUGUAUAUUAAACUACGUUAUAUUUAUUGAGAAUAAAUAAUACAUUCUUUGCAUUGA